AUGGAGAUCAAGACCGCGAGUAUGUCCUCUAUCACAGACAAAAAUACCUUCGACGACACGUCUAAACCAAGCUCCGCGUGUCGCUACUGCUAUAACAGCGCCCUAGAUCUUGCUGGACAGAUCUCUACAGAUCUCAAGCUAGUCUUCCAGGAAAGCAGCUACGUUGAUUCUCACGUUGAGACCCUCGUUCGACAUGUCAACAGCAUUAUAGAUGCUCGUCCCUCGAAUGAAGUUCGUUUCGCAUUCAUCGGUCAUAUGGGCUGUGGUAAAUCUUCUUUGAUCAACGCAUUGCUAGGCAUCUUCGACAUCGCUCGCAAGGACAGUCGGUCAGGUCACAGCUGCACCUGGAUGAUCCAGGAAUUCAGAAGAUGCUUUCCUGAGCAGAAAGCCCCUUUUCGAGCUGAGAUCGAGUUCUACGAUGAGCUAGAGCUGGAGAAACUAUUCUCACUCAUGGUACAUGAGCUUCAAAAUGAAAUCAUCUCGGCUAGGAGUACCAACAGAGAACAGCAGGAAGAUGACGAUGCUGAGCAGGUCACACAACGUGGAUAUGCGCACAUUCCUACUUUUCGGGCUCUAUUCCACGACAAACCUGAGUUUUCCUCAGAAGACUCAACAAAAGCAUUCGCCUCUCAGACCGGCAGUGAGACAGACAGGAGUAUCGUCAGAAGAAUGACAUCGUGGGCCGCAGAGCUCAUUAGUCAGGCGGAACAGACUUUUGAGUCCACGACGCCGUCAGAUUUACUUCAGCAAUUACGCAAAUAUACGCACGGUCCGGUGGUUCAAGACGAAGACGAGCAUAUCUUCUGGCCCCUGGUAAAGAAAGUCGCAUUUGGUCUUACUGGCUGCGCACUGCUUGACGAUGGUGUUGUUCUGGUAGACAUGCCGGGCUCGCACGACAUCAAUCCCAUACAGGAGCUUGCAUCAAGAAGAGCACUCAGAGAAUGCAAUUACUACGUGACAGCUGCGACCAUUAGCAGAGCCCUGAGCGAUGACACUCUCAAUGAUUACCUCGAUGAAGGCUCCAGAAGGAAGCAAGUUGUGGCCAUUCUGACCAAGAGCGAUGAUGUCGAUGUGAGUCCUUCCCCCAGGCAGGUUGAACUGAUUGCAGAACUCCUCGAUCUCAAAGAACGACGCCUUCGUGCGGAAAGAGAAAAUAGAGCCAAACAAAAGGCGGCUCUCGUUCUGCAAGAAGAGGAAGUAGAGGAACAACUGCGAACAGUCGAGGCCAAAGGAUCCAAGGCGUCUGCAAUCAUGGAUCGGAACGUUACAGUGACGCGAGAUCUGCGCGAGAGUUAUAAAACUCUUACUGGAGACGAGCGCCCUCUAGAUGUGUUCGCGGUGUCGAGCAAAACGUCUGAGCAGCAUCAACGUGGUUACGUUCGAGAUCUCGAACUUACCGAGGAACAAAGCGGUGUCCCUGCGCUUCAGAAUUACCUCAUACAGACCACAGUGGAGAGACGUUUCAACGAUGCCGUCUAUCUCUAUGAAACACUCAAACAGCACAUCGUCUCUUUCCGCGAGAUUUCCGAUGGACAAGUUCAGCAAUUUCUGGACAGCAUGAAGAAGAAAGAGCAACACUGGAUUGAGCGAGCCUCUACUAGUUGCGAUGCGUGGGAGGAAAAAUAUGACACGACACAAUACUGGUCGCUCGCCAAAGAGAACGGUGUCAAGAAGUGCACAAAGAAAUUCCGCGCCACCGAUUGCAACAAAGACCUUGCCUUCAUUGUCAAGCGUAGCAUGACUACGGAAACCGAGGGGUUGAUCAAUUUUGCCGAAGGCCAGAGAACGUACGUGAACACACUUCUCGAAGCUCCACUCACAGAUAUGGAGAAUGCGAUCCGUAGGGACAAGGAAAACUACCCAAUGCUUCCUGAGAGCCUGGUUGAGCAAUUCAAACUCCACAAGAAAGGCAUCGCGGUUCCCCUGAGCAAGUGCUUCGCAAGAAGCUUGAUACCGAAGGCACGAAUCGGGAGGGGAGGACUAUCUCUUGUAGUACAAUAG
This is a messenger RNA of Aureobasidium subglaciale EXF-2481, 2001 nucleotides long. RefSeq lists its product as uncharacterized. The record is from RefSeq and is a predicted model, not a curated record. NCBI's taxonomy places the organism in Eukaryota, Fungi, Ascomycota, Dothideomycetes, Dothideales, Saccotheciaceae. The transcript has 3 exons. Bases 1 to 2001 code for a protein of 666 amino acids.